Schizophyllum commune H4-8 is the source of this 471-nucleotide messenger RNA. Its product is annotated as Gar1-domain-containing protein. Bases 1 to 471 code for a protein of 156 amino acids. Gene Ontology annotation, cellular component: box H/ACA snoRNP complex. The record is from RefSeq and is a predicted model, not a curated record. Lineage: Eukaryota; Fungi; Basidiomycota; Agaricomycetes; Agaricales; Schizophyllaceae. Gene Ontology annotation, biological process: snoRNA guided rRNA pseudouridine synthesis; ribosome biogenesis. Gene Ontology annotation, molecular function: box H/ACA snoRNA binding. The transcript has 2 exons.
AUGUCCUUCAGAGGCGGACGCGGUGGCGGGCGAGGGGGCGGCGGCUUCCGCGGCGGAGGGCGCGGGGGCUUCCAACAGCGCGACUUUGGCCCCCCAGAUCAAGUACUCGAAAUGGGCUCCUUCCUGCACGCCGUCGAAGACGAGAUGCUAUGCUCAUCCCUCAUGCCGGACAAGGUCCCCUACUUCAACGCCCCCAUCUACCUCCAAAACAAGUCCGUCAUCGGCAAGGUCGACGAGAUCCUCGGCCCCAUAAACGAGGUCUACUUCUCCGUCAAGAUGGGCGAGGGCAUGGUCGCCAGCAGCUUCAAGAAGGGGGACAAGGUCUACAUCGGCGGCGACAAGCUGCUUCCCAUCGACCGCUUCCUUCCUAAACCUAAAGCAGCAGGCGGUACGUGCACUUAUCCUUCUUCACCCACAAGGAUGCUAAUUCUCUCGCGAUCACUCCAGGCGUCAGUGCGUAUACAUCCAUGA